AAUUUGUUCAUUUCCUGUAUGUUUUCUUUCUCUCUCUCUCUAUUCGACCAGUAAAAUCUAUUGAUGAUCAUCGAAAAUCAUCGAAAACUGUUUGGCGAUAUUUACAAUGUUUUGUGAUUGUGUCGUAAAUCAUCAAAAUAUCUCAUCUAUAUUCAUUCAUUCAAAAAAAAAUUCGUGAUGAUGACCAAUAAUAAUACUCAACGAAAUUCAACCAUUACUCAGCAACAACAACAUUCGAUUAAUAGGCCGAUUGUAUUGCGUACAAAUCAGAUUUUUUUCGAAAAUCGUGAUGUACAACGUGCUGGUUGGCUAAAAUACAUACCUUUUGCGGAGAAAUAUUCAUCAUCGGAUGAUCAUAAAUUCUGGGUUGUAUUUGCCGUAUAUGGAUCUCAAACACCGUAUUUAGAAUUCUAUCAAAAGCGACAAUCAAAUCAUCAACAACCACAACAACAGCAACAACAACAACAACAACAACAACCACAAUCAGAUGGACCAGUAUCAAAACAUUCAUUGAUUAAUUGUCGCUAUAUAAACGCUGUGAUUGAAACAAAUCAUGAUGAAAGACAUAAUGAAUUUUCUAUUACAUUAUCAACACAUGUGAUACGUUUGGCUGCCGAUACUGAUGAAGUAAUGUGGGAUUGGAUUGGUUCAUUACGAACAAAAUUGAUUGAAAUGAAUAUACUUCAACCGGCAGAAAAUUUCUAUUCAAAAAGUCCAAUAUUACCUCCAAGACGGCCAAACAUAAACAAUAAUAAUAAUAGUUCCAAUAAUACUCAAAAUAUUAAUCAAACAGAUGAACUAUAUGAACCGAUAUUUAAUCUAUCUGAAGAAAUUCGUCGACUAUCUUUGAAUCAUCCGGUAAUGCCGUCGGAUGAAGGUCCACCACCAUAUGAAUGUAUUUUUACUAAUACCAAUGCUCCUACAACAUCGACAAAUAAUAUAAAUCAAUGUUCAACUGGUGCUAAUGAUGAAAUCACCAUUCAUCGGCCAUCAUUUCGUGAGAUGCAAGUGGAAAAAUUUCGAAAAGAAAUGCAACAAACAAAUGGUGUUUUAUUGAAAGUGAGAAAAAAAGAUUGUUAUAAUUCUAUUGCAUUUGUUGAUCUGGAUCCAUAUGGUGUAUUUAUUGCUGGCUGGAAACAACGUGAUCAUCCCUAUCUGCAUAAUACAUUUCAUAUUGGUGAUAAAUUAAUCAGCAUUAAUGGUGUUACCAUUGAAACCGCUCAACAGGCUAAACAAUUUAUCAAGAAACAAACAACAUCAACACAUUUAGAUUUUAUUAUACGUCGUGUACCAUUUGGACAGAUAUAUUGUUUGAAACGUUCCUAUGAUGGUGAAGAUCUUGGAUUGAAACGUGAAAAAGGUACUGGACAAAUAACACAAGUAAUCGAAGGAAGUGUUGCAUAUCGUUAUGGUCUAACAUCACAUUGUCAAUUCUAUUCAGAUAAUAAUAAUAAUAACAAUGAUGAUGAUGAUGAUGAUGCUAAUCCAUCACAUUCAAUGAUAAUGAUGAAUAUGGUGAUAAAUCAACAUCAGAAUUGGUUUCUAACCGAAAUCAAUAAUCGUCCAUUGAAUUUAUUUUUUAAAAAUAAUGAAAUUGAAACCUUGUUGAAUGCAAUAGGUAAAGAGAUUUCCAUCCUCGUACAACCAUAUGGUUUCGUUAAACGUCUUAAACGACAAUUGAAAUUGUUAAAACAUUAUAAAGAUUAUAUUGUGCAAUGAACAAAAAAAAAAAAGAUUCGAUUUGGUUGUUAUCGAUUUUCAAUUUAUUAUUGAAUGAUGAACAAAAUAAAAG
Molecule: messenger RNA, 1792 nt
Organism: Dermatophagoides farinae (American house dust mite)
Lineage: Eukaryota; Metazoa; Arthropoda; Arachnida; Sarcoptiformes; Pyroglyphidae
Cellular component (GO): cytoplasm; plasma membrane
Molecular function (GO): protein binding
Source: RefSeq, a predicted model, not a curated record